Messenger RNA from Mollisia scopiformis, 1086 nucleotides. RefSeq lists its product as uncharacterized. Bases 1 to 1086 code for a protein of 361 amino acids. The transcript has 3 exons. The record is from RefSeq and is a predicted model, not a curated record. NCBI's taxonomy places the organism in Eukaryota, Fungi, Ascomycota, Leotiomycetes, Helotiales, Mollisiaceae.
AUGGAGACCCCUGAAGCUCACGUCAAGAAGCCUAUGCAAGAUCUAGAACUACAGGCUGUCGACAUUGUUGGUGCGGGAGAGGUACAACUUCUUGAAAUUCCUCCUUCUACGUCACGAAUACCUUACAAUAAUGGCUAUGGAGACUUCGUCUUUGGCAGGUUGAUUGAUGGGAAGAAAGGAAACAAGGGACAGACGGACUUUGUUACUGGUAGUAAUGCUGUCCCAUUUGUCGAGCUUAACGGGUUCCAAAGAUCGGGCAUCUUUCCCUUCAACGAUCUACCCAUAGAGGUGCGCCAAGCCAUCAUCGGUAUGAUGAUUAAGCCCAUGUUCUCCUACCGCGGGGUUCAAAGAACACCAUAUUUCGAAAUUAAACUCUCCCGAAAGCGCUUCCAACCAGACUUGGCGCAUCCUGACCGUCAACAUGGCGAGUUGCACCCAGAAAGCCGGCCAUGCAGGAGCCUCUAUGCCUGGAGUGGUGUUGAUCGGAGAGAUCACUUGUUCGUGGAUUGGGUUCGACAAAUAUCCAACACAAGUAAUCAGUUCCGAAAGGAGCUAGGAGACGUUCUUUGGAAAACUUGUGCUAUCGAAGCAAGUGGAGAUCAAUCUGACUUCCAUGAGAUCAAAUAUUUCCUUGAAUCUCGGCCAGCUAUUCACAAAGGAAUUAGAAUUGUGUCCUUCGGCAUCAAUCAUCGCAUUGACCUCAAUCACCGAGAAUUCGAAGCUUGUUGCUCUUCAAUGGCGUUGCUACCAAGAUUGUACAAGCUCGAAAUCACACUUGAUAUCUCUGAAAACGAUCUCCAUCGACUUGGCCAAGGUCUAGAUGGUUUCGUUUACUUGACUGCUUCUCGAAACUUGCAGCUGCUUCGGGUUUUCCACAUUCGUUUGGACAUCUCCAUGGACUAUGAGUUAGUGGACGAUGAAGACGACGAUGAUGAAGGUAGCAAUGGUACUGGUUAUGACAGAGAUAGAGAAGAGGAGCUCCAAAGCAAAUAUCUUCCCAUUGUUGAAGAUUUGAUGCUACCAGCUCACCUGAAGUCAUCACGACAACCUUCCGGUCCCACCAAUCAAUCAAGUGCGAGCUCUUAG